This is a messenger RNA of Austrofundulus limnaeus, 2145 nucleotides long. RefSeq names its product nucleolar protein 4-like. The transcript is spliced from 8 exons. The record is from RefSeq and is a predicted model, not a curated record. The coding region runs from base 511 to 2067 and encodes 518 amino acids. NCBI's taxonomy places the organism in Eukaryota, Metazoa, Chordata, Actinopteri, Cyprinodontiformes, Rivulidae.
UAUKUCAGUACAAAAAUAACUGUGAAAUACUUUAAAGGAGAAGCUAAUAGCUGAAAGAAAAGCAUAAAAUAAGCUUCUUGAGAAAUUUUCUCAUCUCAAAAAUUUUACUUUUACUUUACUUCUACUCUCGUAAUAUUCAUAAAGCACACUAACUUUUACCAAAGUAAUUUUAUGRUAAGAUACUUGUAUUGUUUUAUACAAAACUGCUUAAUGAAUAAAGUUAUUUUCAAGGUUUGACCAAAAAGGUGGCGGGCGAUAAGCAUUUCUCCAAGGAAGAGGCUUUGGUCAGACUCUCUCCCUUCUCCCCGUCGGUCUGUGACGUCAUCGGACGUGGCCCCGCCUUCUCCGGUCCUCCUCAGCGCUCUCUCCCACUGCCUGCCUGUUUAUGUCAGGCUUUAGUGUCCGUUCACCAGGAACAGGACAGGGAACUGGAGAAAUAAAGCCAACAGCGAACCGGUGCGUGUGGUUCUCCUGAAGGAUGACAGAUCAGUGAGCGGCGAGGACACAGAGAUGAGUGAGCCCACAUGGCUAGCGGCUGAUCUGGGAGCGGUGUCAGACCUGAGCCUGGCAAGCCGUGGUAAAAAGAUGCGCCAUAKUUCCCACGACUCCCACAACAAAGAGGACGAUGAUGACUCUUCAUCAGAGAGCGGUGGUGGGAUUGGUCUACCUGCCCUGACCCCUCCAUCCUCUGCUGUUACAGAUGGUGUUAUGGUCAGAGAAACAGAGGUCGUCAACGGCAGUGGCAGCGCUGCCCCACUCGACUUCAGCAGACUAACUUCCUCUUCCUUGUCAUCUGAGGACCAGCAGCUUCUGAACUUGAGUGACUCGUCCUCGCAACGCCUGUCCCUGUCCUCCUCACAUCUGCCAAUCACUGUUUCAGCAGCUGCUGCAGCUCUGCUCGGAGCUCUGCACCCCGGUGCACCUGAGGAGCUCCGCAGGAAGUACUCACUGACUGCCAAACAUCCACCCCUGCCUUCGCCACACGUACACACUACUCACAUACACAAUCCACACACUCGAAACACAGACACUCAGUCACACACACACAACACAGCUCUUCGACUGGAUCAAGACAGCAAGGACUAUGGAAGCAAGUCCCCAGAGUACAGUUCAAGUGGCAGCUACGAUAGCAUGAAGAUGGACAUGUGUGCAGAAGACCUGACAACCGGGCGCCAAGGGAGCCAGGUUGCCCCCGAUGAUGACGAUGAUGACCAUGACGAUCAUGACGACAAUGACAAGAUCAACGACACAGAGGGUGUCGAUCCAGAGAGAUUAAAGGCCUUCAAUAUGUUUGUGCGUCUGUUUGUGGAUGAGAACUUGGAUCGGAUGGUGCCAAUCUCCAAACAGCCCAAGGAGAAAAUCCAAGCCAUCAUUGAGUCCUGCAGCAGACAGUUCCCAGAAUUUCAGGAACGCGCCCGAAAGCGCAUCCGCACCUACCUCAAAUCCUGCCGACGCAUGAAGAAGAAUGGCAUGGAGACCCGUCCGACUCCACCUCACCUCACCUCAGCCAUGGCUGAGAACAUCCUGGCUGCUGCCUGUGAAAGUGAAUCCCGCAACGCUGCAAAAAGGAUGCGCCUUGAAACCUACCAGGAUGAGCAGGUCUCACUGGAGAAGUUGUCCAGCAGUGGUGGUGCACUAAGGGAGCCGGUGUCCCUUGCUCACUCUGCCUACUCCCUGGCUACCUCGGCUUUCUCCUCCCAGGACACACAACUCCACAUCAACCGCUCCAGCCUCAGCUACGGCUACCGUGGAUAUCCAGGUCCCGGUUCCACCAUUCAACAYGCUGUAUCCAUGACAGCAGGCAUGGCUGCUCCAAGCAACGGUCCCACAGAUCUCAGCAUGAAGUCUGUCUCCUCUGCCAACGCCAGUAACUCUUCCUCUUCCAUUAUCAACAAUAAUGUGAGUGGGCGGGGCAGCGGUGGCAGUGGAGGGGGCGGAGCCUCAGCACAGCUCAGCCAGCCGGAGAUUUCCGCAGUCCGUCAGCUGAUUGCCGGCUACCGGGAGUCAGCUGCCUUCCUGCUCAGAUCAGCUGAUGAGCUGGAAAAUCUCAUCCUGCAGCAGAACUGAGCACACAUCACUCAAAAAUACAGUUGUGUGUGUGUGUGUGUGUGUGUGUGUGUGUGUGUGUGUGUGUGUGUGUGUGUG